Actinia tenebrosa (Australian red waratah sea anemone) is the source of this 1166-nucleotide messenger RNA. RefSeq lists its product as uncharacterized. The record is from RefSeq and is a predicted model, not a curated record. Lineage: Eukaryota; Metazoa; Cnidaria; Anthozoa; Actiniaria; Actiniidae.
AGUUCUAGUUAUUUACCGAUCUAGUGGUUUAACAACUACCGAAGCUGAUUAUAUAAAUACUCGGUUCUAGCGUAUUCCUCCUCACAUCAGCUCAGUUCUGACCCAGUGAAAGACGCUGGAAGUUGUUCGGUGUUUCUACAGUGUUUACUACGUUCACUACACGCUGAACCAAUCUUGAAAAUCAUGAGUUUUAAGUUCUGGAUAACAUGCAAGCGUCUUACCACUAAAUGGUUCAUGUGAUCAUCUUGAUCAACAGCCCAUCCUACCAGUAGCAUUCUUAAUGGUCUUAUGCCUACUGAAGCUUACUUUCUGCAAGUCUAUUGGCGACGUUUUUGAAAAAGAAGCCUUAGAUGAAGCUAUCGAAUCCACUUCAGCAGAAAAUCCCAUUCAACAACACCUCUCAAAAAGAUACGAGGAAGCAAGCCAAGGAAUCCGCAAUAAAUGCUACAGCGGAAGCCUUGAAGAAACUGCUGAGGCCCUGGGAGUGCUAAAUCUACCAGGCGUUCGCUUGGUAAGAGUUGAGGGUGAGCUCUAUCAAAAACUCUUGAAAAAUGAAACUAUUGUUGAACGGAAGUCUGGCUCUAACGAAUCUGCAUCAAAGGCCUCUCGUGAAAGUUCUUCUGCUAAGAGGUCAUCUGAAUCAAUUGAUAUGUGCGAAGAAGAGUAUGCUUAUACCUACAUACUUGCUCACGCAAAUGGACAGCUUGCUUACCAAGUAGACACGGUGGUUUGCCAGGGCGAAUACUGCCAAUCACCCUAUCUUAACUACGUUGUGGGAGAUUUUGGAGAUUGUGUCCUAAAGGAACAAACAAUGGUUGUGUAUAUCAUCAACGCUUAUGGAAGCUUUGUUCCACAGACAAUUAAAAUAGGUUGUGCUUGUGAAUGUAUGGCUUAUGCUUAAACGCUCUAAUAGUUUUGUUUGAGAUCAUUUGGAGCAUGAGAAUAUAUAAUAUCAUGGUCUACAGCUCAGAAUAAAUGAGUGCUUAAUCACUUUUAUAUGCUCAGGGGUAGAGGGGAAGGGGUAAUUUUGCAAGUCUUGUAAACUCAUCACCAACGAACUAAGCACGAAAUGUAAAAUAUUGUUGUUGGUUAGACAAGAUAUUUGACAACAUGUAUCACUAAGCAAUAUGUAGAAAUUGUGCCAAUCAUAAAUGUAUUUUUAAGGA